CUACAACGCCUUGUGAAAUGAGUCAGCAACGUAUAGGUGAUCAUUGUUCUCCUGUGUGCUUACAUGCAGUUAACAUCUGCAAUACCUCCAGGCCUUUCAUCCGCGGUCCCCAAUAUAAUAUUCUGUUAGUCCCGGCACGCAGGAGGGUCCAAGGGAAGGUAGUGGGCCAGACGACAAAACAAGGUCAGCAGCGGAAAAUCGUAGCCGCUCUGUAUCAGAAAGAUGGGAUCGACUGAAAAUCCAUUGUAGAAGCCGUGAUUAAUGGGGCAGUA
Molecule: messenger RNA, 272 nt
Organism: Aspergillus welwitschiae
Lineage: Eukaryota; Fungi; Ascomycota; Eurotiomycetes; Eurotiales; Aspergillaceae
Exons: 1
Coding region: 18-236 (72 amino acids)
Source: RefSeq, a predicted model, not a curated record